CGCCCCGCCUCGCCUAGGAGACGGCCGCGCGAGGAGCCGAGCCGAGCCGGCCGCGCUCGUCGCUGCCGGUGCGGCUGCUCGUACCACAUAGCGGGCGCCGCCGGCCAGCGGUCAGAGAGUGCGUGCUUCCUUACCGCACGCACAGCUUGUGUUUGGCCGAGUGGGGUCUGCCGCCGGGGAUUGAGGAUGGGGAAGUAGCUGCAGGAGACGACCUCGCAGCACCGAGGGUUUUCUGGUGGCGUGAAAAGGAUUAGAAAUGAACCCAAACCAUUCACAGAUUAACAUUUUGGGAAAAAAUUCAUGAUACCUGUUUCACCUUUGGAGUAAUGUGGACAGAAGUUCUCAGAUUUGCAUAUUACAUCAACCGGAACCAGUGGCAUUAUCUUAAUGUUCACUUGAGUCAGAACUUGUACAAGAAAAACAAUGGGAGUCUGGUUAAAUAAAGAUGACUAUCUCAGAGACUUGAAAAGGGUCAUGCUCUGUUUUCUAAUAGUGUAUAUGGCCAUUUUAGUGGGUACAGAUCAGGAUUUUUACAGUUUACUUGGUGUAUCCAAAACUGCAAGCAGUAGAGAAAUAAGACAGGCUUUCAAGAAAUUGGCAUUGAAGCUACAUCCUGAUAAAAACCCGAAUAACCCAGAUGCACAUAGUGAUUUUUUGAAAAUAAACAGAGCAUAUGAAGUACUAAAAGAUGAAGAUCUGCGGAAAAAGUAUGACAAAUAUGGAGAAAAGGGACUUGCAGAUAAUCAAGGAGGCCAGUAUGAAAGCUGGAAUUAUUAUCGUUAUGAUUUUGGUAUUUAUGACGAUGAUCCUGAAAUCAUUACAUUGGAUAGAAGAGAAUUUGAUGCUGCUGUUAAUUCUGGAGAACUGUGGUUUGUGAACUUCUACUCCCCAGGGUGUUCACACUGCCAUGAUUUAGCUCCCACAUGGAGAGACUUUGCUAAAGAAGUAGAUGGAUUGCUUCGAAUUGGAGCUGUUAACUGUGGCGAUGAUAGAAUGCUUUGCCGAAUGAAAGGAGUGAACAGUUAUCCCAGCCUCUUCAUUUUUAGGUCUGGAAUGGCUGCAGUGAAAUACCAUGGUGACAGAUCAAAGGAAAGUUUAGUGAAUUUCGCCAUGCAGCAUGUUAGAAGCACAGUGACAGAAUUGUGGACAGGAAAUUUUGUUAACUCCAUACAAACUGCGUUUGCUGCUGGUAUUGGCUGGCUGAUCACUUUUUGUUCCAAAGGAAGAGAUUGUUUGACUUCACAGACACGUCUCAGGUUAAGUGGGAUGUUGGAUGGUCUUGUUAAUGUAGGAUGGAUGGACUGUGCCACCCAGGACAACCUUUGUAAAAGUUUGGACAUUACAACAAGUACUACUGCAUAUUUUCCUCCUGGAGCCACUUUAAAUAACAAAGAGAAAAGUGGUAUUUUGUUUCUUAAUUCAUUGGAUGCUAAAGAAAUAUAUUUGGAAAUAAUGCAUAACCUUCCAGAUUUUGAACUACUUUCGGCAAACACACUAGAGGAUCGUUUGGCUCAUCAUCGGUGGCUCUUAUUUUUUCAUUUUGGAAAAAAUGAAAAUUCAAAUGAUCCUGAGUUGAAGAAACUAAAAACUCUACUUAAAAAUGAACAUAUUCAAGUUGGCAAGUUUGACUGUUCCUCUGCACCAGACAUCUGUAGUAAUCUCUAUGUUUUUCAGCCAUGUCUAGCAGUAUUUAAAGGACAAGGAACUAAGGAAUUUGAAAUUCAUCACGGAAAGAAGAUUCUUUAUGAUAUACUUGCCUUUGCCAAAGAAAGUGUUAAUUCUCAUGUUACCACACUGGGACCUCAGAAUUUUCCUGCCAAUGACAAAGAACCAUGGCUAGUUGAUUUUUUUGCCCCUUGGUGUCCACCAUGUCGAGCUUUAUUGCCAGAGUUACGAAAAGCAUCAAAGCAUCUUUACGGUCAGCUUAAGUUUGGUACAUUAGAUUGUACAGUUCACGAGGGACUCUGUAACAUGUAUAACAUUCAGGCUUAUCCAACAACAGUGGUAUUCAACCAGUCCAACAUUCAUGAAUAUGAAGGACAUCACUCUGCUGAACAGAUCUUGGAGUUCGUAGAGGAUCUUAUGAAUCCUUCAGUGAUCUCCUUGACACCCACCACUUUCAAUGAACUAGUUAAACAAAGAAAACAUGACGAAGUCUGGAUGGUUGAUUUCUAUUCUCCAUGGUGUCAUCCGUGUCAAGUCUUAAUGCCAGAAUGGAAAAGAAUGGCCCGGACAUUAACUGGACUGAUCAAUGUGGGCAGUAUAGACUGCCAACAAUAUCAUUCUUUUUGUUCCCAAGAAAAUGUUCGGAGAUACCCUGAGAUAAGAUUUUUUCCCCCAAAAUCAAAUAAAGCUUAUCAAUAUCAUAGUUACAAUGGUUGGAAUAGGGAUGCUUAUUCCCUAAGAAUCUGGGGUCUAGGAUUUUUACCUCAAGCAUCUAUAGAUCUAACACCUCAGACUUUCAAUGAAAAAGUUUUACAAGGGAAAAACCAUUGGGUGGUUGAUUUCUAUGCUCCUUGGUGUGGACCUUGCCAAAACUUUGCUCCAGAGUUUGAGCUCUUGGCUAGGAUGAUUAAAGGAAAAGUGAAAGCUGGAAAAGUAGACUGUCAAGCUUAUGCUCAAACCUGCCAGAAAGCUGGUAUCAGAGCCUAUCCAACUGUUAAAUUUUAUCCUUAUGAAAGGGCAAAGAGAAAUACUUGGGGAGAGCAAAUAGAUUCCAGAGAUGCAAAAGAGAUUACUACCUUAAUAUAUGAAAAAUUGGAAAACCUCCAAAAUCAUGGAAAGAGAAAUAAGGAUGAACUUUAAUGAUGUUGAAAAUGAAGAAAAAAAUUGAAAAGAAAUUGACAGAUGAUGUCAGAAGCCACCUUUUCAGAAUGUUACUAUGUUCUGGAUGGGAAUAAAUGAACAUUACCUUGGACUUGUAAUUGCACUGCUUGAAUUCUGUACAACAUUAAUAUAAAUGAAGGGUCUGCAGACUUUUUCUGUAAAGGGCCAGAUUGUAAAUACUUUAGGCUUUGUAGACCAUAGAUGGUUCUUUGUCACAUAUUCUGUUUUUAUUUUGUUUACAACUCUUUAAAACAUGUAAAAACCAUUCUUAGUCUCAAGGCUAUACACAAAUAGGCCACAAGCCACAUUCAGCCCGUGGGUCACAGAUUGCUGACCCACAGAAAGAUGUUUAGGCUGGCUGGCUCAAACAUGAGCCUGCCCUAUGAUCUACGUACAUGCUAAGUUAUACAAAGUGUACUUUAUCAAUUCAAGUUUUGUGGCUGGCCUGAAAAGAGAACUUGGUUUUCAGUCACCUGUUCUCCUAAAAAAAUCUCUGAAAUUAUCUGACCAUGUAUUUCAUUUAAAAAACAUACUCAAAAUGUGGGAAAGUAAACAGAUACCCUAUUUUCAUGCUGUAUUAUAGUGAAGAGAUUCAUUUUCUUUCCUUUUCUAAAGGUUGAAGAAUUGGUUUUAAUUUUUCACAUAUGAGAAAAAAUUUUUAUAACAAAGUAAACAAAUCCUAUUGAUUUCUAUAGUAUCCAUAUAUACCUGAGGGGGAAAAAAUAUUUAUAGCAAUUAACUGGGCAUUGUAGAGUAUCCCAAAUAUUUCUAUAUUUUAAAGAUAUGUGUUCAUUUAUUUUCUGAAUUGCUUUCAUAAUGUUUUCCCUGUGAUGGUUAUUGAUUUUUGAAGCAUCUUUCUAAUAUUUGUUUUUGACUUCUGGACUUUGUUUUGAUGCAUAUCCUUUAUUUACAUUUGCCUUUUUUCCUUCAUGGUUUUGGUUUUUCACUUUUGUCCAAUCUUUUAUUAUUCAAGAAGGAAAAAUUAACUUUGUAGAUUUGUUUCCCUAAAGCUCAUAAUGAUGCUGUGUUUAUUCCAAUUAUUUACUGUUGGAGGCUGCCAUUUUCAGAUAAAUAUUGGCCUAACAACUGAAGUUAAUUUUGUAAGAAAAUCAAGUAUAAAAAUUUAAGGAUGGGGUCUUUUAGUUUCUUAAUUGUUCAGGCUCAAAGAAUCCAAAUUUUUUUUCCUUGCACGUUAACAAAACAUUGUAACAUGUAGUUAUUUAGUUAUAAUUCAGAGUGUAUGGAAUGGUAAAAAUCCCAAUUGAUCAAAAGAGGUCAACAGAUUUUUUUCAAAACUUAAGUUUUCCCAAAAACCUAUUUGAAUCAUGCUUUAUUAUGUUGGGAGAAUUUUGUUUUUUUGUUUGUUUUGUUUUUACCCCAUUCCCCAAAAUUUCCUCAUAAAGGUUAAUUUAUAACUGCAAUUUAUCCAAAAAGUACUCUAUUUUUUUUUCAUUUUCAAGUCUAACCCUAUUCUUCACAUUCUCUCCCAUAUUGUUUCUUGUGUAUCUUUUAACUUCUUAUCUUGAAUUCCACUUUACACAUGUGGGCACACACAGAAGAGUCACCACUUCUAACCUUAAUUUUAUACCACCUUUUUUACUUAUGAUCAGUAAUGGCAAGUGCCUUUCAUUUAUUAAAUUUUCAAAGCCUAGAAGAUUUUCAAAAUUGGCUUGUUUCUACAAGAAUUCCAAAAUGGAAUGCCUGAAGAAGUUUUGGUAAAUAUUUACUGAACUUGUACCAGUUAUGAGAGUACCGCUAUGCUGGACACAGAGAAGUGUGCAAAAGUAAACUAAACCCAAGGCUUAGUCCCUGUCUCCCUAGUGUCUGUAAAUUCACAAUUCUGACAUGGGACCCAUAAACAAGCUUAUAGAUACCUGCACUAUUGCCUAUAAAUAGAAUGCCAAACUUACUGGUUGAGAAAUAUCUUAGGCAGUAAAUGAAAUAGUAAUUAUGUAUCCUGUAACUGGGCCAAGGUAUGUGCCUGUAGAAUCAGCUCAAAAGCCAGGGUGACCUGGGAGACAUGUUAAGUAACAUGUAGCAUAAAAGUAACAUGCAUCAGAAUUUUUCACAAUCAUGUCAGUAUCAUUGGGUAUUUAAAAACUGCUGACAGGAUUAAAGGUUCUAACGGCCACAUUAGUGCAGUAGAGCACCUCUAGAGUACCAGGUAAAACACGGCAUUUUUCUCAGCAACACCAUUUUUGUGUGCAGCUAGCCUUGGGUAACACAGCACCAUUUCUCACAGACCAGAGUGCAUUCUAUCAGGCAGCUAGACUUGAAAAUUAGAGGUUUAAUGUGGUUAUGUGAAACUGUUGGGAAUGUGUGUUUGGGGCAUUAAUGAUGCUUGCCUGUUCUAGUUUCCCAAAUUUUAUUUAAUGUCUUUCAUAUCUUUUUCAUUUUAAGGAUAUGGUUAAGAUUUUAAAAUAAAAUAACUACUUCAAAAUAA
Balaenoptera ricei (Rice's whale) is the source of this 5269-nucleotide messenger RNA. It is a transcript of the gene DNAJC10, whose product is annotated as DnaJ heat shock protein family (Hsp40) member C10. The transcript has 24 exons. Gene Ontology annotation, molecular function: disulfide oxidoreductase activity. Gene Ontology annotation, cellular component: endoplasmic reticulum. Lineage: Eukaryota; Metazoa; Chordata; Mammalia; Artiodactyla; Balaenopteridae. Bases 424 to 2805 code for a protein of 793 amino acids. The record is from RefSeq and is a predicted model, not a curated record. Gene Ontology annotation, biological process: protein folding in endoplasmic reticulum.